UGCAACAGUUUAAACCGCGGUGUAAACCUCGCAGAUCUGUGACUUUCUGCAGCAACAGCAGCAGGCGGUUGGCAGGUUUGGGGCGGAGGCGGAGCUGGAGGGAAUUGGCUGGCUCUGUGAUUGGCUGAGCAGCGCGACGUGUACAUCUGUUAGCAACAGGUAGUCGUUCACAUGUGACAGUUAUCUGGGAGCCGGACGGUGAUGUGCUGCUGCUGUCUCUGUCUUUCUUUGCUCCUCUAAUUGACUUUAUGGCGCUUAUAAUGACUGGCUGCGUGGUGACGCUUUUUCUGUAAAGAAAGAGGAGGGAAAAUAUUAGUUUAACUUCCCAGGAUUCUUCAAGCUGAGAUCUGUUCUGCCAGAGAUAGAGGAGCAGCAAGAUGAAGUCCAAAGGGAAGGCUGUGAAACCAUCCAGAAGGACCUGGUCUGACCCGGAGCCAGAAUUCGAGCCAGACACAGAGCCAGGCUCCAGUGAGCAGGAAGGCUCAGAGGCCUCGCUCCGGAUCCGUGGCUCCUGGAGGGGCUCUCUGAGGAGCGGGGGUGGGAAGAGGCAGGGAGGAGGCCGGCGGCGCAAACAUGGAUCCAGCACCAAAGAGCGUAGCAUUCGGCGACUAGAAAGCAACGAAAGGGAGCGCCAGCGCAUGCACAAACUCAACAACGCCUUCCAAGCGCUGCGCGAGGCCAUCCCACAUGUCAAAACUGACAAGAAGCUCUCCAAGAUCGAAACACUGACCCUGGCUAAGAAUUACAUCAAAGCUUUGACCACCAUCAUCCUGGACAUGUCAGGGGGGUGCCUGCCUGCUGGCGGGGUCCCUUCGGAAGCCAGCGCUGCCAAGCUCCUCCAGUGCUACCAGCAGCACCUGGAGGAGGAGGGGGAGGAGGGUCUCACCCAGUACCUCACCAGCAUGCAUAGUUUUAGCCAGCAAAGCUAACAGUAAGAUUAAAGUGAGGAGAGCCACCAGGAGGAGGGAUGGACACAUCACAAACAUUAUCCACUUCCCACAGUGGCACUGCUCUUGGAGAUGUUCAGCAGUGUUUCCUGUGGGAAUUGGGCUCUUUUCCAGAUCACAGACCUCUAAUAAAUGCUAGCAAGAGGUGUGCUGUGCAGAACUUGCUCCUCACGCAAAAUAUGGAAUGAUUUAAGGGAGCAUUCAUGCAGCAGACACAAAGACUGCAGACAUGGACCACAGUUAUGUUCUGUUUUUAGAAAAGGGCUUUGCCACUAUUGUUUUUCAUUCUCUCUUUUUCUUGCCUGUUGUGGUUUAAACUGGGGAAGGGGACUGUUCUCUUUUGUGUUAUCUUGUCAUCUUUUAUCCUCUCGAGAAACCUGCUCAGCGUAACCUCCAGCCAUAACCGUUACAUCCAGGAAAGGAUGGCAGAUAACCAAGCAGAAGGCUUAAAUAUUAAAAUGGUGUUGCAAGAGAGCGUUUGCACAUAAUGAUCCACCCUUAAUCUGAAUACACGGCUUGCUUCUCUUCUUUUGCACACAGACGAGGCAGAAGAGCUCAGAGAGACGCAGCUGCUGUUUAAAGUGUGUUACUUGCUUUUUUUGUGUGUUGCUGUGUGUUUGGGUUGCAAACUUUGUAUGAAACAUCAGAAGGGGAGAAACCAUUUAUGUUGUUAUUAAUAAACACAUUUAUUUAU
This is a messenger RNA of Archocentrus centrarchus (flier cichlid), 1641 nucleotides long. It is a transcript of the gene bhlha15, whose product is annotated as basic helix-loop-helix family, member a15. Lineage: Eukaryota; Metazoa; Chordata; Actinopteri; Cichliformes; Cichlidae. Gene Ontology annotation, biological process: axon development; sensory organ development; positive regulation of transcription by RNA polymerase II. The record is from RefSeq and is a predicted model, not a curated record. Gene Ontology annotation, molecular function: E-box binding; DNA-binding transcription factor activity, RNA polymerase II-specific; protein dimerization activity. The transcript has 2 exons. Gene Ontology annotation, cellular component: nucleus. The coding region runs from base 378 to 929 and encodes 183 amino acids.